Messenger RNA from Rhipicephalus microplus (southern cattle tick), 4196 nucleotides. RefSeq lists its product as uncharacterized. Lineage: Eukaryota; Metazoa; Arthropoda; Arachnida; Ixodida; Ixodidae. The record is from RefSeq and is a predicted model, not a curated record.
CCGUGAUUCUCCACCAUGCGGCGUCGACGGAGCCUGCAGCUAUUCGGCUGGCUUCUUCUGGCUGCCAUGGCUACCCUGGUGCUGCUGGGUGCGCCGCCGUGGCCCUCUGGCGUCGACUACUCGUCCUCACCGCCAGUGGAGUUGACGCGUCACCCGUUCUGGACGUACGACCCGGUAUUCCAAGAACCACGCGACCCCCGCCAGCUGUGCUCGCUGCCCGUGGUUCACCCACUUCACCCAAGCGUGUGGCCACACCUCAAGCGUACAGUGCCCAUACAGUGCAAGGUUCGUCAACCGUGGCUUACGUUCGUGGACAUCCGAGGCAACUUGCGCUUCAACCAAAGCUCUGGGUACAAGCUCGAGUCGCUGCGAUGCACGUAUACCCCUGCCGAACGAGACGGUGACGACCGAGUGAAUUACGGAGACCCGGUGCCUUUCACGCGCGAUGGAAUUCCACUUCAGCACGACGUGGUUUACGUCUCGUGCCGGAAUUACUUCGAGAUACCCGUCUACUCCAACGUCCACGCGGUACUGCGAAUUCCAAAGUCGAUGAUGACGUCGCCGACACCCGAAGCACAGAAUCGGCCAAAUGUUCUGGUGUUUGGCCUCGAUUCGAUAUCGAGGUUGUCGAUGAUGCGGUUGCUGCCAAAGACGUACACCUUCCUCACCGAAGUUCUGGGCUCGGUCGUCUUUCGUGGAAUGAACAAGGUGGGCGACAACACUUUUCCUAACCUGGUAGCACUGCUCACUGGCAUGGAGGCCUACACGCAACUGAAGCAUCCAGGAAUGAACGGUGAUACCUUCGAUGACGUCCGGUUUAUCUGGGAUGACUUCAAACACGGCGGCUACCUGACACUUUUCGCCGAAGACUUCCCUGAGUAUGGAGUGUUCAAUUAUCUCGCGCGUGGUUUCAGGGACCCGCCGACUGAUUUUUACUUUCGCCCUUACUGCCUCGCCAUGGAAAGCUCAUUCUUGAUGAAAACAAGCUCGAACCUUUGCUACGGCAACGUUCCCAAGCACAAGCUGCAGAUAGACUACGUGCGACGGUUCAUCGAAGUAAACAACGGGUCGCGGCCCUACUUUGCAUUCUCGUUUCUCGUCGAGAUCAGCCACGAGUACAUGCAGCAGGUCGCAGCGGCUGACGAGGAUAUCUUGCAGUUUCUGACAGAACUACGGGACCGAGGUCAUCUGGAAAACACGUUCCUCUUCUUCCUUUCUGACCACGGUCACAGGUUCGACUCUAUUCGUGAGACCUUCGUUGGUAGGCUAGAGGAGCGGCUUCCUUUCUUCGCCGUGAGGCCACCUUCAAGUUCGUCAUGGCUCAAGCGUUACUCAAGGACGCACCACGGCAGUAUGAUCAGUCACUCCAGAUCUUCACCCAGUUCACUUGUGGAGCCGACAACAGUAACCUCGAAAUCUCUGUUGAAGGCGCUGCAGCUUAACGCUGGUCGUCUAACGACGCCUUACGACACGUACGAGACAUUCAUUGACAUUCUGUCACUGGGAAGGCAUGGAAGAUUGACCGCCAAACCGAGAUCAGACUUUGGCAUAAGCCUCUUUCGCGAUAUACCUCUGAGUCGUUCAUGCGAUCUCGCAAAGAUUCCGGAACAGUACUGCUCAUGCGAUGCCGAGGAACCCAUUGAACUUUCUAAUAAGAUCGUGGAAAAGGCGGCGCUGGCGCUCGUCGACAAGGUGAACAACCUUCUCGAUGUCGGUCUAGGGAACGGUUCAUACCGAUGCGCUCACCUCACCAUUCGCAAGAUUCAAGACGCCCGAGAGGUGUUUAGCAAUGUUGGGAGCCCGCUGUCUUCACCGACGCGCGUGACCGAGUCUUCUAGCCUGGCCAAUACGGUUGGCCAUAACUCUACUGGCAAUGUGGACCGUCACUCGGCCAGCGUACGCAGGAUCCGCGUCACGGUGGUCGUGCACCCCAGCGACGCCAUGUUGGAGGGUCUGCUCCUCGUGCAGGAGGACCAGAGGCUGGUCGUCUUCGACGACGUCAGCCGCAUCAACAAAUACGGACGCCAGUCGUCUUGCAUUGAGCAUCAGACGUUGAGGAAGUAUUGCUACUGCAUUGAAAAUUAGUGAUUUGGCCUCGACAUGGUCACUCUAUAAUGUGGUGUACUUGGUUCUUAGGAAUUAUGGCGCCGUGCUUCGGCAACCUAAACAGCCAAUUAAUUUAUUGUUCGCUGAUUAAUUUUGAACAGUGUGUUACAUUGUUCAUCUUGUUCGUCUUUGUUCGCAGUGUUCUCGAUUUAACAUUAACCUGUCUUGUGUGGGGCAGACUGCAAUAGCGCCUGGCGUGAGUGGUUAGUUCCCCUACUAAUUUGCCUAUCACCUGUUUAGUAAGUUGUGUUCAGUCAUUUUCAGUCAUCACUGAAUCAGCUACCUCGGCGUAAGUAAAUUCUUGAGGGCAGCUUCACUUCAUGGGGUGUUUUCUAAGGAGGUUUCAGUGCAAUGCUGUGUGUUGCAGUGCAGCUUUAGAAAACGCAAAGCCUGCGCGAACCCUUCCAUGUGCAAACACUUAACUUAUCGAAUGAUAUACUUUUAGCGUCGCAAAACUGAACGCAAGUUACGUGUAGUUUUGUCGCUUCCAUGCCUGUUCAAAGAGGAACAUAUAAAUGUGAUCACGAAACAGCUACACACUAAGGUGGUACUGGACAAAGCGAUUACCGGUUGCUCCACAGAUUACGUUCAGCACAAAUGUAGAAUAUGUAAUAAUUUUCUACAAGCACUUCCGUGGGCAGGAUUAAAACAGCCCUUAUGCACGUCAUCAUUGACUUGUAAGCGUUUCAAAAAUUUGACGUCCUGCUACCGUCAAAGCUUUUCUUAGAACGAGCGUAUAACUUAAAGCUAGGUUACCAAGCGCGUUGCUAUGUGCUCGCUAAAGUCGGAAUAAAACAAGUUUUAUUGGAGAAAUAGCUUGUAACAAUAAUUCUUCCAGGUGGCAUAGUUUUUUAAUAUUUGAAGCAACAAUUCGUUGUUUAGCGUUACGACCAUUUACCUUAUAUAAGGAGGUUUUGUUGAUGAAUACAUCUCAAGUGCUGGGGUCCAACACUUGUUGAAACUUUAAUCCUGAAUUCACUAGGGCAAUGGUUCGUGGAAAAGUCCGUAAAGUGAAGGAUCCUGCUCAUAGCGUUGAAGUGUACCGCCGUGAAGAAGUGAAGAAAGCGGUUAUAUGUCAACAAAGUUUUUUUUUCGCACUAACAAAAUAUACACUUGACUACAGACUUCACCGGUGGACUCUAUCUGAACAGUUCUGCCGGAAGAUUCACCUCGCAAGGCUGUUAAGAAAUCUGAGCUUCAUCUCUGGAUUGGUGCCUCCAAGAGUGGAGUGGAGUGCAGUGCAGUGCAACGCAUCACGCGUUUGCGUGCGUGUGUGUCCGUGCGUGAGAUGUCUCAAGGAAUGACAUUGUAGUCCUUUGGUUCUGCGAUCGCUGGCGAUCUCGAACAUAGUUACGACUAUUGUCGGUUCCUCAUGUGUAAUCUUGACUUUUUAUUUAUACGCUGACAGGAAUCAGCAGUUAGGAGUGUUUUGUGUUUUUUCAAUAGGCAGAGGAGCGCGGAUCCCACCAGUUAUCCCAUUUGCGGUGAGGAAUCCUCGUGCAGCGUCGCCAUUUUUUCACACUUUUUUUAACGAGUGAAUGUGCCUCUUUAGGAGAUAGAUUGUUAAAUUUGUUUUGCGAUUUACAGAUUUGCGUUUCUUGUGAAUCUGCCCCAUUGUGCAUGUCGGAACUUCGCCAUCGUUUUUGUUUCCGAGUUGUGUGUUGUAACGAUGCGCUUUGGCGCGAAGCUUUGACGUCAUAACGGUGUGGCGAAGGGACGGUAGCAGCAGACGUCGAUAUAACGCAAUCACGCGACCCUUAUCCCGUUGUGCAGCGCCGACGCAGCCAUGUCUUGCCAAGGCUCACCUGCUAAUUUAAUUUCGCAUAGACAUUUCCGUGAACAUUUGUUUAAACUAGCAGCAGCGUGAAAUCGAAGUUGGUCUCUGCUGUGUCGUCACGUGCCAUCACGUAGAAGUGACGCAGAAAACACACACUAAAAUAGGAGCCCAGUGAAGAGUCGUAAGGAAACACUGUUCUUGUUAUGUUAUUGUUUUGUUUUUCCAACAGUGAAAGUCUCUUCAUCAUUGUGUUUUUUUUUUCUGGCACAGUUCUUGGGUGCCCUCAACGCCUUAAAACCACUGUUACCCGGCA